Paramuricea clavata is the source of this 629-nucleotide messenger RNA. The record is from the annotation of a GenBank genome assembly. Lineage: Eukaryota; Metazoa; Cnidaria; Anthozoa; Malacalcyonacea; Plexauridae.
AUGUCAAGUCGUAACACCAAGGAACAGAGGGGGUUGCUUAAACAGAAGGGUGUUUACCCUUAUGAAUAUAUGGAUGAUUUUGAGAGGCUUGAAGAAACACAGCUCCCACCGAAGGAGAAAUUCUUCAAUAAGCUAAGCAACGAAAGCAUCAGCGACACGGAUGACGAAAGAGCCUGUACCGUAUGGAAUACCUUCAACAUGAAGACCAUGAGGAACUAUCACGAUCUGUACCUGAAAACGGAUGUCCUUCUUCUAGUAGAUGUGAUGGAAAACUUUAGAAAGGUUUUAAAGACCAACUACGGGCUGGAUCCUAUUUGGUACUAUACAGCACCCGGGCUGGCAUGGGACGCUGCGCUGAAGUUAACCGGUGUGGAGCUGGAUCUUAUUUCCCAUCCGGAUAUGUACCUAUUUAUCGAAAAGGGUAUUCGAGGUGGGAUCAGCACUAUUACCAAAAGGUAUGCCAAGGCACAUAAUAAGUAUAUUAGACCUCUUGAAAACCUAACCGGGUUGGAAAGGUUUAAAAAGUGGAUAAUGAAAAGGUUUUCCGGUCUACCAGCCGUGAUCAUAUCUAUGAUCAGCAUGAUUAUUUCAAUCAUUACCGGUACGAAACUGGAGGUUGGUCGCGAUGA